AUGACUUCUGAUCUUCCAUUGUUACCAGACUCCGUUCCGUAUGAACAAGUAGAAAUUGAUGUGUUUCCUAAAUCAUGCUUUGUAUGUGAACUCUAUGUGGAUGAUGUUAUUAUUGAGACUGGAGUCAUCCUAUCAUCGUCUUCUCCAAGGAGUAUAGCGAGUCAGGCAGAGAUAGAAGGUAAGCUUGAGUUGUGGCGCCAGACCCUGGAAGCGAAGGGCUUCAGACUCAGUAGAACAAAGACCGAGUAUCUGAAGUGUGAUUUUGACGAAACCGGCACGGAGGAUGGAGAACUGUUACUAGACGGACAAAUUGUACCAAGGAAAGAAUCCUUUCGAUAUCUGGGAUCUAUGAUCCAGAGUGAUGGGGACAUAAAGGAGGACAUUAGACACAAAUCCCAGGAAGGAUGGGCUAAAUGGAGACUGGCGACUGGAGUCCUUUGCGAUCGUAAGGUCCCAGUUAAACUGAAAGGAAAAUUCUACAGGACAACAAUCAGGCCUGCGCUGCUGUAUGGAGCGGAAUGCUGGGAAACUAGAAGCUCGCACCUCAUGGCGCUCAAUGUGACAGAAAUGAGGAUGCUAAGGUGGGCAUGUGGACACGCAAGGCGCGAUAAAAUCAGAAAUGAUUGUGUCCGUGGGAAACUUGGGGUAGCACCUAUGAAGGAUAUACUGUCACAACAUCGGUUACGCUGGCUCAGGCAUAUCCAACGAAGAUCACCGGACGCCCCAGUUCGGGUAGGACGCAUUACACAGAUGGAAGGUAGAAUGAAGCGUCCGGGACGACCAAAACUCACAUGGGAUGAACUGAUUAAAAAGGACCUGAAUGACCGAGGCUUGGAGAGAGAGCUGAUGCUCGACAGAAGUGCGUGGAAAGCAGCCAUCCACGUGAAGGAGGUAUCUACCCGAGAUACGUGA
Molecule: messenger RNA, 912 nt
Organism: Papaver somniferum (opium poppy)
Lineage: Eukaryota; Viridiplantae; Streptophyta; Magnoliopsida; Ranunculales; Papaveraceae
Exons: 3
Coding region: 1-912 (303 amino acids)
Source: RefSeq, a predicted model, not a curated record